Oikopleura dioica is the source of this 330-nucleotide messenger RNA. NCBI's taxonomy places the organism in Eukaryota, Metazoa, Chordata, Appendicularia, Copelata, Oikopleuridae. The record is from the annotation of a GenBank genome assembly.
AUGGAUCACAAUCAAUAUUCUACUGAAGAUCCUGAGCUUGAAUUUCAACCAGAUUUACUCGAGAUUCAUCCACUUUUUGACCCAAAAACGAUUAAAAAUGACCUCUGCAUGAUCCACACUUCAGCAAAAAUACCAGUUUUCUCCGAGUCACUGACUUUGCCACCGAAAACCGCUUGUUUGCCGGAGCUUGAUUCCGAGGAAGAGUUGGGAAGAGAAUGUUUUAUCGCUGGCUGGGGCUUGAAAAAUCAACAAGGAGAUCGACCUUACAAUCUGCAAGAGACAGGUGUCCCACUUUUGGAUCAUCAGACUUGUGAUGACUGGUACAAGUAA